Pungitius pungitius (ninespine stickleback) is the source of this 2461-nucleotide messenger RNA. It is a transcript of the gene cdkn1a, whose product is annotated as cyclin dependent kinase inhibitor 1A. Gene Ontology annotation, molecular function: cyclin-dependent protein serine/threonine kinase inhibitor activity. Gene Ontology annotation, biological process: regulation of G1/S transition of mitotic cell cycle; negative regulation of cyclin-dependent protein serine/threonine kinase activity; signal transduction by p53 class mediator. The coding region runs from base 360 to 815 and encodes 151 amino acids. NCBI's taxonomy places the organism in Eukaryota, Metazoa, Chordata, Actinopteri, Perciformes, Gasterosteidae. Gene Ontology annotation, cellular component: cyclin-dependent protein kinase holoenzyme complex; nucleus. The transcript has 3 exons. The record is from RefSeq and is a predicted model, not a curated record.
ACAUGGGCACUGAGACGCGGAAGGAGGGGUUGCGCAUUGCGGGUGCUCCUUUUUGUGUCGUCUCGAGAUGUAUUUCCUCUCAUGUGUAGUCACGUGUUUAGCGGGCGAGGUUUCACAAGUUAGCGUAGUCCGACUCCACCCACAUCUACACGAGUAGAGAACCUCAGCCCCCGCGGAGUGUAUUAGACGGCACUAUUUACCACUACCAACUAUUAGUCGUAUUAGACGCGUGGAAUGACAUCAGUCGCACCGGACCCCAACGUCACCCGACAGUCGCACCGGACCCCAGCUUCACCCGACAGGUUUGAAUCAGGCGGAUUUGAGUUGGACUGCUUUCGACUCACUUUAAUUGUAAAACAAUGGCCACUGACGAGCUAAUCAUGGGCCCCCGGAGAGACGGCACCGCCCGACGAAACCUGUUCGGCCCACUCGACAGAGAGCAGCUGCAGGUGGAGUACCAAGCCGCCCUGCGGAGCGACCUGAAGGCCGCUACCCGUCGUUGGGGCUUCGACUUCGUCUCGGAUAAGCCACUGGAGAACAGUAAUUUCCAGUGGGAGGGCGUCCCGGGCACCAACGUGCCGCUGCUCUACAGAUCUUGUACGCAUGGAGGUCAGGGGGCAGUGGAGGCGCCGGCGGAGGACACGAAGGCGAGUGUCCGAUGUUCACCAGAGGGACGCGCACUCAGCCAGCAGAACCUGGAGGAAACACCAAGGAGAAGAGAGAACACAGGGCUGAAGAGGAAACAGACCAACAUCACAGAUUACUAUCAGUCCAAAAGGCGAGUGGUUGGGAUGCCACGCAAAUCCGGCGAGUGAUUUUUGGUGCAUUUAGCUGCAAAGGCGCUCACAGCCCCGCUGUCAGGAAGAACACUCUCUGCAGCGAAUCACCAGCAGGUCCUCCACACAGACAAUCUUCAACAAAAUAAAACACAAGGGACCUCGGCAAUUGUUGUAUCAUGCAACUAUACGGUUAAUUAGUGUUCUGUAUUUACUAACCGAGUGAGUUAGUGCUUUUUCCUUUUGAGUAGUGGACAUUUAACGGUAAUCUCUCAAAGUGGAUUAAUUCUGGUUUGGAUCACGGUGAUACGAAAGUGUUGCCAGGACAUCUCCCACUUUGCUGCUUCAUAGACUCUGUACCUGCAGCAGUAGUGGGAGUGAUGGAUGAACACAUUGCUGUAUGCAGUUGAAACAGAUUUCAAGUCGGUCAUAAUCAUUAUUACUGAGCAGCUGUGACAAAUCUGCAGAUUGAUGAAUAAUCGCAGCGACUGGAUGAAGCCCUUUGGCCUCUUCUGUUCAAAUCCACUAGUUAUUUAUUUUUUUAAUGUUUUUUUGUGAAUCAUCAUGGAUAAGAGUUAUUUUGUGUUACACUUAAUAUAUUUGAAUACACAGUCCACUUUUUUCUACUAUCAUGUAGUCAUAGAAGAAUGUUUGAAGAUUUCUGAUAUCCUGUACGUGCAGUUGCACGUGAUUGGUACACUUAAAAAUACUUGUAUCUGGAUUUAUUUAUAUACAAAUAUGUGUUUCAGGUAUGUAUCAAAAGAGUUUAAUACAGAACUAUGUAGUGUAAUCAGAAAAAAAAAAUCAAGUUUUGCACAUCUGAUAGCUGACAGCACCCAGUAUAAAGGUGCGGGAGGGUUAGUAGUCAACACCUCUCACCAUUCCACACAUUCUUGGUCAUCACCUUAUUCGGAGUCCGCCCGGGGUUGAAUGUAAAUGUGUACCGAAGCAAGCAAGGAUCGCUAAUUAGCACCACUGAGUUUUCCGUUGGCUCCUGCGGUCGCCCGCGCAUUCUUGGUGACCUGAUUUUUUCCCCCCCAAUGGCUGGUGGUGUAUUGACGCUGCGUUCGGGACCUAAGGGGCAUCCCUGCUCUAAGGUGCCUUAUUUGUUUGGGUAGUUGAGGCUUCUUAAAGGACAAUUGGAAGCAAAUUCAUAAUUUACUAAGCUAAAAUUUAUUAAGCUUUAUUCUUUUUGUUAAUAGGACGCAUAGUGCAAUUAUAAUAGACAGUAUGUAUUAUCUGCCUCUAAAAAAGUUUGUUUCUUGACAUGUUGGCUAUUCCCGCUGCUAUGGUUAAUCUGAAUGGGUGUCUUUAGAGCUAAUACUACCUUAGCAAAUCACAGUAUUACCCGAAACAAUAAAAGCACUUUUGGUCAGCAGAUGCUUGUUCACAGGACCUACAUAUUUAUGUUAAAUUACAAAUUGAGAUAUAUCCUUAUUUAUUGUGAGAUAUAAUGACUCGUGUUAAUUUUGUUUCAUUGUUAUGACACUCCAAAAUAAAAAAAUAAAAUGUCCAAAUGGCAAUUGUGAAUGUUUUGCUUUAUUUGUAGUCUGCUUAGAUUUAUCCUUCCAUUCAUUUAUAUCGUGUUUCGAUGUAUCAGCAACAUUGGUGAAAGUGUUCAUUCAUUCAUUCAUAUGCUCCUCACACUACGAUGUGAAUAAAUAUUUAACUAGCUGCUUCCCAGA